AAGAGUCUCGACCUUGGGGCGGCGUGGUGCGUGCGACCGCGGGACUCCAGCAAUGGGUGACGACGCUGCGCCGCAGGCCCCUAGACCGGGGGAGGCUGGGGGUCGCCGCGCGCGCCCUCCCAGCCGCCCCCCACAGACUUGGGCGCCCUCCGCCCACGGAGGGGCAGUGGGAGCGGGCGGACGCGCCCCCGCGGGAGGGCGGGGUCCCAGGCCGGGGCUGCGCGCGGCCUCUCGGGUUCCGGGAGCCCCGGGAUAGAGGAGCAAGCGCGGGGGUCCGGGGCGCACGGUCUCCAGCCCGAGCGGGUGGAGAGGUCAGUGGCGGACCGGGGAGAAGGCAGCCCUGACCAGCGCUGGCCGGACACCGCGCGGUGCCGGGUGGUCAGGACCGGGUCCUGGGAUGGUGCCGCCUGCGCCAGAUCGGCCUCGGGCACGGACUGCACCCCCCAUGCCUCAGUUUACUGGUCUGCGAAGGGAGGGUGAUACUGGUCGGACUUGCUGUGAGGAGUCACAGAGAGAGAGAGAGAGAGAGAGGCAGAGACACAGGCAGAGGGAGAAGCAGGCUCCAUGCACCGGAAGCCCGAUGUGGGAUUCGAUCCCGGGUCUCCAGGAUCGCGCCCUGGGCCAAAGGCAGGCGCCAAACCGCUGCGCCACCCAGGGAUCCCUGUUUGCUCCGGUUUUACAGAAAGGGAAACCGGGGCUCGCUGGGAGGGGCUUGUAAUCGUGGCCCACGGUGAUACGCAGCCGCAGCCGGCAGAGCCCAGGUCUGGCCAGUUCCCCAGCCAACUCCAUAAAGUUCUGCAAAGGAAACCCUCCCCUGGUUUUCCUCACUCAGUGGACCCAGUUUUUCUUUCCUUCCUCUGAGUGUCCCCAGCCCCAUGUCACGCUCUCUCCCGGUCAUCCCCGGGGGGCAGUGUAGGAAGCUAGGAAUCUGAGUCCCCCCGGGGCUGCCCCGAUGCCCCCAGACAUGUUAGGGCACUGAUGGGGGCCUCAGAAAGCACCUGCUUGGCGAUCGAGGGUGGGGCUGUCUUCCAGGUCUGCUCUCAGAACUGAAGCUGGCUGUGCCCUGGGGUCACAUCGCUGCCAAAGCCUGGGGCUCCCAACAGGGCUCCCCAGUUCUUUGCCUGCACGGCUGGCUGGACAAUGCCAACUCCUUUGACAGACUCAUCCCUCUUCUUCCAAAAGACUUCCAUUAUGUUGCCAUGGAUUUCGGGGGACAUGGGCUCUCGUCCCAUUACUACCUUGGUGUCCCGUAUUGCCAGGAAAACUUUGUGAAUGAGAUCGGGAGAGUUGUAGCAGCCUUGAAGUGGAAGCGUUUUUCCCUCCUGAGUCAUAGUUUUGGUGGCAUUAUCGGCGGAAUGUUUUCCUGUAUCUUCCCCGAGAUGGUGGAUAAACUGAUCUUGCUGGACACAUUGCCAUUUAUCAUGGACCCUAAAGGAAUGGAGAACAUGCUGACUUACAGGCGGGGAGCCAUAGAGCACAUGCUGCAGGCAGAGGCCUUCCAGAAGCCCCGGCAAGUGGUCAAGCCAGAGGAGAUGCUGCAGAAAUUCCUGAAGAACAACAAUCACUUGAAUGAGGAGUGUGGGCGACUCCUCCUGCAGAGAGGAACCACGCAGGUGGCCACAGGUCUAAUGAUGAACAGAGACCGGAGGGUUGGUUUGGUGGAGUACAGCGUCCCCUUCCUGACCAGGGAGCUGCUGGUGCACUCCAUCAAGCAGCUGCAGGCCCAGGUCCUGCUUAUCAAAGCAAGCCAAGGCUAUUUUAACGUGGAAAGAGAUGUCACUGACAAGAGUGUCAUGCUUUUGGUGCUAGACACGCUGAGAUCUGUCCUAAAAGAGCAGUUCCAGUUCAUGGAAGUCCCGGGCAACCACUACGUACACCUGAACCAACCCCAGAAUGUGGCUGACAUCAUCAGUGCCUUUCUGCAGAGCAAGGAGAGGCUCCCACACUAGCUGUAGCCUGGACCUGGGGCUUUGGAGGCCUUGUGCCCGUCACUCCCAUCCGGAUUCCAGGUGUGGUGGGUGGGGACACAGGGCAAGAGUCUUUUAACAUGUUGACCUCACGGGGGAGACACUGCUUGAACUUUGGGGUGUUGUCUGUUUUGUGGCUGAUAAUCUGCACCAAGCUGGAGGUGGGCAGAGGAAGGAGUGGCUAGGUGGCUGCCCAGCUGGAUGGAAAAUAAAUGUUCUUGUAUUC
Nyctereutes procyonoides (raccoon dog) is the source of this 2193-nucleotide messenger RNA. RefSeq names its product serine hydrolase like 2 (gene SERHL2). The coding region runs from base 1200 to 1949 and encodes 249 amino acids. The transcript has 12 exons. Lineage: Eukaryota; Metazoa; Chordata; Mammalia; Carnivora; Canidae. The record is from RefSeq and is a predicted model, not a curated record.